ACCAAGCUCCGCGAAAGGAGGCAAGUUCCCACAGCCGGUUCGCUGGCGGUAGGCGAGGCGGGGGUCUCGCCCACCUCCUCGGCAGCUGCCGUGUGCCCCGAUUGUACUCGUCUUUUCCCUCGUGGAGGAAAACGGACUCACUAGGCUAAGGAAAAUGCCAAUUAUCUGGAUGUGACCGUGAAAAGAGAACGUGGGACUGGAGGAAGCAGAAGAGGAGGAAAAGCAUUAUUUGAAGAGAAGAAUAAACCAGGCACUCCAACCCUUCUGCAAAUUAGUGCUGUUACUUCUGGGGUCCAUCUGCUUUUAUCCCCCCAACCCCUCCAUUAAGAAACCUUGACUUGAGGGCCAAGAGACAGCCCCCUACCACUGGGCAUCCUUCUGGGUUGGAAGACCUUUUGGAUGUAGCGUUGGUGGAACAUUUAGACACUCUCCUCUGGAAAAGCCACCAUGAAUUCGAUAGCUGGGAAUAAAGAGAGGCUUGCAGUCUCCACCAGGGGCAAGAAAUACGGGGUGAAUGAAGUCUGCUCGCCCACCAAGCCCGCGGCGCCCUUCUCCCCCGAGAGCUGGUACCGGAAAGCAUACGAAGAGUCCCGCGCCGGGAGCCGGCCCACCCCCGAGGGCGCGGGCUCGGCGCUCGGCUCGUCUGGGACCCCGUCCCCGGGCUCAGGUACUUCGUCCCCGAGCUCCUUCACGGGCUCCCCGGGCCCCGCCUCCCCGGGCAUUGGCACCAGCUCGCCGGGCUCCCUUGGCGGCUCGCCAGGCUUCGGCACGGGCUCCCCGGGCUCGGGCAGCGGCGGCGGCUCCUCCCCCGGAUCAGACCGCGGCGUCUGGUGCGAGAAUUGCAACGCCCGCCUGGUGGAGCUGAAGAGGCAGGCUCUGAAGCUGCUCCUCCCCGGGCCCUUCCCCGGCAAGGAUCCUGCUUUCUCGGCGGUGAUUCACGACAAGCUCCAGGUCCCCAAUACCAUCCGGAAGGCAUGGAAUGACAGGGACAACCGCUGUGACAUUUGUGCCACGCACUUGAACCAGCUGAAGCAGGAGGCCAUUCAGAUGGUGCUGACCCUGGAACAGGCGGCUGGCAGCGAGCACUUGGAUGGCUCCCCAGGCUCUCCCCCACCCCUCUCCAACGUCCCCACUCUGGUGGGUUCCCGGCACGUGGGGGGGCUCCAGCAGCCCAGGGAUUGGGCUUUUGUGCCCGCCUCCUAUGCCCCCUCAAGCUACACAGCCUUUGUCACCAAUAAGCAUAGCAGCAAACCCAACAGCCUCGGGGUCAGCAAUGGGGCGGAGAAGAAGAGUGGGUCUCCAACCCACCAGGCCAAGGUCAGCCUCCAGAUGGCCACCAGUCCCAGCAACGGGAACAUCCUCGGCUCAGUGGCCAUCCAGGCUCACCAGUACCUGGACGGCACCUGGUCCCUGUCGAGAACCAACGGGGUCACCCUGUACCCCUACCAGAUCUCCCAGCUGAUGACAGAGCCUGGCCGGGAAGGCCUGACAGAGGCGGCGCUGAAUCGCUACAAUGCGGACAAGCCUUUGGCCUGCAGCAGCGUCCCUGCCCCGCAGGGCUCCUGCGUGGCCAGCGAGACCUCCUCGGGCACCUCGGUGGCCGCGUCCUUCUUCGCCAGAGCUGCCCAGAAGUUAAAUCUCUCAUCUAAGAAGAAGAAACAUCGGCCUUCCACUUCUGUUGCCGAGCCACCUCUCUUUGCCACCAGCUUCAGUGGGAUUCUCCAGACGUCCCCACCCCCGGCCCCGCCCUGCCUGCUGAGGGCUGUCAGCAAGGUGAAGGACACCCCAGGCCUCGGCAAGGUGAAAGUCAUGCUUCGAAUCUGUUCCACGCUGGCUCGCGAUACCUCAGAAUCCAGCUCUUUCUUAAAGGUGGACCCACGGAAGAAGCAAAUCACCUUGUAUGACCCCCUGACAUGUGGAGGUCUAAAUGCCUUCCCAAAGAGAGGGAACCAAGUUCCUCCUAAGAUGUUUGCCUUUGAUGCGGUUUUUCCACAAGAUGCUUCUCAGGCUGAAGUGUGUGCUGGAACCGUGGCAGAAGUGAUCCAGUCUGUGGUCAACGGGGCAGAUGGCUGUGUGUUCUGUUUCGGCCACGCCAAGCUGGGAAAGUCCUACACCAUGAUCGGCAAAGACGACUCCAUGCAAAACCUGGGCAUCAUCCCCUGUGCCAUCUCUUGGCUCUUCAAACUGAUCAACGAACGGAAAGAAAAGACUGGAGCACGUUUUUCGGUGCGGAUCUCAGCUGUGGAGGUGUGGGGUAAAGAAGAGAACCUUCGGGACCUGCUGUCGGAGGUGGCCACGGGCAGCCUGCAGGACGGCCAGUCCCCCGGCGUGUACCUGUGCGAGGACCCCAUCUGUGGCACGCAGUUGCAGAACCAGAGCGAGCUGCGGGCACCCACCGCGGAGAAGGCUGCCUUCUUCCUGGAUGCGGCCAUUGCCUCCCGGCGGGGCAACCAGCAAGACUGUGAUGAGGAUGACCUCCGCAACUCGCACAUGCUCUUCACACUGCAUAUCUACCAGUACCGCAUGGAGAAGAGCGGCAAGGGGGGAAUGUCUGGAGGCCGCAGCCGCCUGCACCUCAUCGAUCUUGGCAGCUGUGUGAAAGCUCUUAGCAAAAAUCGGGAAGGAGGCUCAGGGCUGUGCCUCUCACUGUCUGCCCUGGGCAAUGUCAUCCUGGCUCUCGUCAAUGGCAGCAAGCACAUCCCAUACAAAGAAAGCAAGCUCACCAUGCUGCUGCGGGAGUCCCUGGGGAAUGUGAACUGCCGCACCACCAUGAUUGCUCACAUCUCUGCCGCCGCCGGGAACUACGCCGAAACCCUGUCCACCAUCCAGAUCGCCUCGCGAGUCUUGAGGAUGAAGAAAAAGAAAACGAAGUACACAUCGAGCUCCUCCGGGGGAGAGAGCUCCUGCGAGGAAGGCAGAAUGCGCAGGCCCACCCAGCUGAGACCCUUCCAUGCCAGGGCUGCCGUCGAGUCGGACUUCCCCAUCCCUCACCUGUCCAGCGACCCCGACUACUCCUCCAGCAGCGAGCAGUCCUGCGACACGGUCAUCUACAUCGGGCCAAACGGCACGGCCCUCUCUGACAAGGAGCUGACGGACAAUGAGGGGCCCCCAGACUUUGUCCCUAUCGUGCCAGCCCUGCAGAAGGCCAGGGGUGACAGCCGGUCCACAGAGGCUGGAGAGGCCGGCGCCGGCAAAUCGGAAAGGGACUGCUUGAAGUGCAACACAUUUGCCGAGCUGCAGGAGCGGUUGGAUUGCAUCGAUGGCAGCGAGGAGCCCAGCAAGUUCCCCUUCGAAGAGCUGCCGGCCCAGUUUGAGGCAGAGCAGGCAAGCAAGAGUGUCCCAUUGAGCCAGGCAGCCGGGACAAGCCCUCUCUGUGAGUCUGAUAAGGAAGACGAUGGCUCAGACGGCCAGCUGACAGACAGAGAAGGUGCGGAGCCCCUGGCCUCCAAGUUGCAGCGGAAUCACUCCCCAGUCCCUGCCGCAUUGCUCACCAACAGCCCCACCCCUGCCUCACCCAGGAGCAUCCCCGGCAGCAGCAGCCAGCACAGUUCUUCCCAGCUCGCGCAGAGCCCCAGCCUCCGGAGCAGCCGGGAAAGCCUAAACUCCUGUGGCUUUGUGGAAGGCAAGCCCAGGCCCAUGGGCUCCCCCAGGCUGGGCAUCGCCAGCCUGUCCAAGACCUCAGAGUACAAACCAGCCAGCUCUCCUUCCCAGAGAUGCAAAGUCUACACCCAGAAGGGGGUCCUGCCUUCUCCAGCCCCGCUGCCCACCAUGAGCAAGGAUUCGGGCAUGGUGUCUAGUGAGUCCCUGCUGCAGCCCGAGGUACGCACCCCCCCAGUCGGAAUGAGCCCCCAGGUUUUGAAGAAAUCCAUGUCUACUGGGAGUGAAGGGUUCCCAGAAACCCCUGUGGAUGACGAUCAUCAGGCAGCAACUUCCCCAGAUUCUAAGAAGGAGGUUCUGAGCACCACAAUGGUGACGGUGCAGCAGCCUCUGGAGCUGAAUGGUGAAGACGAGCUGGUGUUCACGCUGGUGGAGGAGCUGACCAUCAGCGGGGUGCUGGAUAGUGGCCGCCCCACCAGCAUCAUCAGCUUCAACAGUGACUGCUCGGUGCAGGCCUUGGCCUCAGGCUCCCGGCCCGUCAGCAUCAUCGGCAGCAUCAGCGAGGACCUGGAGUGCUACUCAAACGUGGCUCCUGUGUCCGAGGUCAGCAUCACGCAGUUCCUGCCCCUCCCAAAGCUAAACCUGGACGAGAAGGCCCGGGAAGCGGGGAGCAGACGUUCCUCCAUCAGCUCCUGGCUGAGUGAGAUGAGCACAGGCAGUGACGGUGAGCAACCGUGCCACAGUUUCAUAGCACAGGCGUGUUUUGGGCACGGGGAAGCAAUGGCAGAUCCUCCGGCCUCGGAGUUCGUCAGCAACAUCCAGAACACCGCCGUGGUGUGCCGGGAGAAGCCCAAGGCAGGCCCCGACAACCUGCUCAUCUUGUCUGAAGUGGGGGAAGACUCCUUCAACAAGGCAGCCCCCAUCAAAGGCUGCAAGAUAUCUACCCUGGGCAAGGCCAUGGUCACCAUCUCUAACACGGCCAGUCUGAGCAACUGCGAAGGGUUCAUCCCCAUGAAGACGAACAUCACAGUAUACCCCUGCAUUGCCAUGAGCCCCCGCGGUGUCCAGGAGCCCGAGGUGUCCCUGGCCACCGUCAGCUCAGUCCCCAAAGCAGCCCAGUCCCAGGAGAGCGCCAUGAGCCCCCGCAGUGGCCAGGAGCCUGAGGUGUCCCUGGCCACCGUCAGCUCAGUCCCCAAAGCAGCCCAGUCCCAGGGGAGCAAGGAAAGUGGUGCAAAGAAAGAGAUGAAAUUUGAGGAUCCCUGGCUGAAACGAGAAGACGAGGUAAAAAAAGAGAAUGCUUAUCCCAAUGAAGAAGGGAGUAGGUUUGAGACAGCUGCAGGCCCCCCAAAGCCUGAGGCCAGAGCAGAACAGGACAAGAAGGUCAGCCCCAGCGACAGGCUGAGCAACAGUAGCGGUGAGGUGUCUGCCUUCCCAGGGGCCGACAACUUCAGGAGAGUUGUGGAUGGCUGUGAGAUGGCCCUGCCCAAUGUGGCUGCCCAGAGCCCCGUGCAUCUCAACAAAAGCCUGAAGUCCAGCAGCCUUCCCAGGGCUUUUCAGAAAGCCAGCAGGCAGGAGGAGCUAGACAGCCUCUUCUACCACUGUGCCUCAGAGACCAAUGGCAUUGGCUUGGCUUCCAGCACCCAGCCCUCCAAGGCCACCCUGGAGAGGAAGGUGGCGUCCCCCAAGCACUGUGUCCUGGCUCGGCCCAAAGGGACUCCCCCGUUGCCCCCGGUCCGGAAGUCCAGCCUGGACCAGAAGAACCGGGCCAGCCCCCAGCACAGCGCCUGCAGCAGCAGCUCCAGCAGCCCCUUGAACCAACCUGCGCCCUUCUUGGCCAGCUUCCCCGACGAACCUAGUGGCAAGAUGAAGGAUGCCAGCAGCAGCAGCAAGCUCUUCAGCGCCAAGCUGGAGCAGCUGGCCAGUCGGACCAACUCUCUGGGCAGGACCACAGUCAGCCACUACGAAUGCCUCUCACUGGAGAGGGCCGAGAGCCUGUCCUCCAUGAGCUCCCGGCUGCACGCGGGCAAGGACAGCACCAUGCCCCGCACGGGGAGGAGCCCGGGCCGCAGCGCCGGGGCCUCGCCCACCAACCCGGGCCCCACGCAGUCCGCCGGGGCCUCGCCCAAGGCCAGCCAGUCCAAGAUCUCCGCCGUGAGCAAGCUGCUCCUGGCCAGCCCCAAGGCCCGCAGCCUGUCCACCUCCACCACCAAGACCCUGAGCUUCUCCACCAAGUCCCUGCCGCAGGCGGUGGGCCAGAGCUCCGGGCCGCCCCCCGGCGGGAAGCACAUGUCCUGGUCCACCCAGUCGCUGAGCCGGAGCCGAGGCUCGGGCCUGGCGUCCAAGCUGCCCCUGCGGGCGGUGAACGGGCGCAUCUCGGAGCUGCUGCAGGGCGGCGCGGGCGCGCGGGGGCCUCGGGCGAGCGUGCUAAGCGGGGAGCUGCCGCCCGCCAUGGGCAAGACGGCGCUCUUCUACCACAGCGGCGGCAGCAGCGGCUACGAGAGCAUGAUGCGCGACAGCGAGGCCACCGGCAGCGCGUCGUCCACCCAGGACUCCAUGAGCGAGAACAGCAGCUCCGUGGGUGGGCGCUGCCGCAGCCUCAAAGCCCCAAAGAAGCGUGCCAACUCAGGUUCCCAGAGACGGAGGCUCAUCCCGGCGCUGUCCCUUGACACCCCCUCCCCCGUGAGAAAACCCACCAAUAGCGCGGGGGUUCGCUGGGUGGACGGCCCCUUGCGCAGCACCCAGAGGGGCCUCGGGGAACCUUUUGAGAUUAAAGUCUAUGAAAUCGACGACGUGGAGCGGCUGCAGCGGCGCCGAGGGGGCAGCAGCAAGGAGGUCAUGUGUUUUAACGCAAAACUGAAAAUUCUGGAGCAUCGCCAGCAGAGAAUCGCGGAGGUCCGAGCCAAGUACGAAUGGCUGAUGAAGGAGCUGGAGACGACCAAGCAGUAUCUGAUGCUAGACCCUAACAAGUGGCUCAGUGAAUUUGACUUGGAGCAGGUUCUGGAGCUGGAUUCCCUGGAGUACCUGGAAGCGCUGGAGUGCGUGACGGAGCGCCUGGAGAGCCGCGUCAAUUUCUGCAAGGCGCACCUCAUGAUGAUCACCUGCUUCGACAUCACCUCCCGGCGCCGCUGA
This is a messenger RNA of Odocoileus virginianus texanus, 6726 nucleotides long. RefSeq names its product kinesin family member 26B (gene KIF26B). Gene Ontology annotation, molecular function: ATP binding; microtubule binding; microtubule motor activity. Lineage: Eukaryota; Metazoa; Chordata; Mammalia; Artiodactyla; Cervidae. The record is from RefSeq and is a predicted model, not a curated record. Gene Ontology annotation, biological process: microtubule-based movement.